Pogona vitticeps (central bearded dragon) is the source of this 981-nucleotide messenger RNA. It is a transcript of the gene CENPA, whose product is annotated as centromere protein A. Gene Ontology annotation, cellular component: nucleosome. The record is from RefSeq and is a predicted model, not a curated record. Gene Ontology annotation, molecular function: DNA binding; protein heterodimerization activity; structural constituent of chromatin. Lineage: Eukaryota; Metazoa; Chordata; Lepidosauria; Squamata; Agamidae.
CCCUUGUAUCUAGAUAGGCCCAGCUUCUUCUGCGUGCUGUUUGCCUUUGAUAAGUCGAGGGGCUGCCGUUCAAGGAGCGGAUUGGUCGAUGCUUUCGGCGAGGGGCGGGGCUGAAAGGGGGCGCGAAUUUAGAGAAAUAGAACGGAGGUGGAGGAAGGUUCCAUUGCGGGAGCAGGCUUGUUUGACGUCAUGCUCAAAGAUCUCGCUUGUGUUCGUUGACGGUGACGUCACACCUCAUGGACCACCUUUUGCUUGGGAAAAUUUUUUCUUCCUGUAUUCUGGAAUUUUAACGACGCAGAAGCAUCAUGCGGCGCGGCUCACGAGGCGGUCCCACUCCUAGGAGGACUCCCUCCACACCCCCUUCACGCCGAGGCCCUGGAAUAUCUCCACGCCGUUCACCUCGAUCUUCCCCCCGCCGUCCCCCUCAGAGACAACAACCAGCAGAAGAGGCAGGGCACCGGCGGCGGCGAAGGUACCGACCUGGCCAACGGGCAUUGCUGGAAAUCCGAAAAUACCAGAAAAGCACCCAACUCCUCAUCCAGAAGUUGCCAUUUGCCCGUGUGGUGCGAGAAAUCUGCUUGGAGUUUACCCGCGGGGUCGACAUGCAAUGGCAGGCCAUGGCGUUGCUUGCUUUGCAGGAGGCUGCUGAAGCUUUUCUCGUGCACUUGAUGGAGGAUGCUUACCUCUGUGCCAUCCAUGCCAAGCGGGUCACCCUCUACCCCAAGGACAUACAGUUGGCUCGGCGGAUCCGUGGCAUCCACGAAGGCUUGGGCUAAGUGCCCGUCUCCCUGUCUCUCUGAGCUGCAGGCAUUAUUAUUCUCCGGGGCAGGAAAAAGCUCCAGAGAGCAUGUCAAAUCAACCACCUUUGUGGUGCAGGAGUUCCUAAUUGUGGCCGAAAACUGGGUGCGAGGACAGCGCAAGCUGGUUGGUUUCCUCCUGGAUGGAACUCUUGAGGACGUUUAAAGCCUUGGUGUUUCAUUU